Molecule: messenger RNA, 309 nt
Organism: Orcinus orca (killer whale)
Lineage: Eukaryota; Metazoa; Chordata; Mammalia; Artiodactyla; Delphinidae
Product: elongin-B-like
Exons: 1
Coding region: 13-309 (98 amino acids)
Biological process (GO): transcription elongation by RNA polymerase II
Cellular component (GO): elongin complex; VCB complex
Molecular function (GO): protein binding
Source: RefSeq, a predicted model, not a curated record
GACGUGUUCCUCAUGAUCCGGCACCACAAGACCACCAUCUUCAUGGACGCCAAGGAAUCGAGCACCAUGUUCGAGCUGAAGCGCAUUGUCGAGGGCAUCCUCAAGUGGCCGCUGGUGGAGCAGCGGCUGUACAAGGACGACCAGCUUCUGGACGACAGAAAGACAUUGGGCGAGUGUGGCUUCACCAGCCAGACAGCAUGGCCUCAGGCCCCAGCCACUGUGGGGCUAGCCUUCAGAGCAGAUGAAGCCUUUGAGACCCUGCACAUCCAGCCCUUCUCCAGCCCACGUGAGCUGCUGGAGGUGAGGUAG